AUGGGAAUGUUUUUAUAUUUUUCAUUUGGAAGUAACCUGUUGAAAGAAAGAAUAAGAAUCAGCAAUCCUUCAGCUGUUUAUCAAGGAAUCGGCCAACUGAAAGGAUAUAGAUUUAGGUAUGGUUUGCCCAAAGGUAUGAAAGAUCCCCUAGAAACCAGAUGGAGAGGAUCUGCUGCAACAAUAGAAAAGGAUGUCUCUCAAUCUGUCUGGGGAACACUUUGGACGUUAAACGAUACCGAUCGACCAAACCUUGACAGACAGGAAUAUACCUACACACCAAUAGUAGUUAAUGUUGUUGAUGAAAAGGGAAAGAACUGUUCCUGUCUGACUUAUCAAAUAAAAGAACUAGAAGAAGGCCUAGCUCUACCGUCUCCACAAUACAAAGAUGUCGUACUGCGUGGGGCACGGCAGUCCAAACUUCCAGAAGAGUAUAUCAUGUUCCUGGAAAGUCUCCCUGAUAAUGGAUUUGAAGGCCGUGUCGAGGUUUAUGAGAAAGUUUUAAAGCUGUUAGAAAAUAAUACCCCAUGA
Molecule: messenger RNA, 528 nt
Organism: Lottia gigantea (owl limpet)
Lineage: Eukaryota; Metazoa; Mollusca; Gastropoda; Lottiidae
Exons: 3
Coding region: 1-528 (175 amino acids)
Molecular function (GO): gamma-glutamylcyclotransferase activity
Source: RefSeq, a predicted model, not a curated record